Molecule: messenger RNA, 2553 nt
Organism: Oryzias melastigma (Indian medaka)
Lineage: Eukaryota; Metazoa; Chordata; Actinopteri; Beloniformes; Adrianichthyidae
Product: epidermal growth factor receptor kinase substrate 8-like protein 1
Exons: 19
Coding region: 475-2469 (664 amino acids)
Biological process (GO): regulation of Rho protein signal transduction; Rho protein signal transduction; positive regulation of ruffle assembly
Cellular component (GO): plasma membrane; vesicle; ruffle membrane
Molecular function (GO): actin binding
Source: RefSeq, a predicted model, not a curated record
GCUCGCUCACCUCUGAGAUGCGUUGACUACAAAACGUAAAUUUUGUCCCGAGAGGAAACACCUGCACAUGCGUGAGUAGUCUAUAUGCUUUAUUAUUUAUCAUUAAAAUAUUUAAUUAAGUCUGUAAGAGUAGUGAGUAUUGUAUAAACUGAAAAAAAAAAAAAAUAAACAGGAAAGUUGAGUUUUGUAGUUGAGGAGUGCAACCUAACUUGUAUAUAUUUUCUAGUCCUUCUAUAAUAUCAAUGUGUGUACUUAUUUCUUGAAGCAGUGAUUGAGAGUAAACAUUUUUCAUCUCUAAGGUGUUGUUGAUGCUGGGCGGGACUCACAAGGUGACACUCCUUCUGCUUUGACAUAACUCCCUGGAGCAAAGUGAAACACCUGCGGAGUAACACGAAGACCCGGCGGUGCUUUCACUGUCACAUCACUGAAGCUGUGGGAGCCUGUCAGCUCUGAGCUGACAGCGACUUGAUAACAAUGGGCUUCAAACGGCAUCUUGUUAACCAUCUUCUGACAUUUUCACUCCAAGACGGGGAUGUACAGAGUGUGGAGGAGGCGCAGGCACGUCUCUCUUUUUUGGCUGACAACAACAAACUUUGGAGUCAAAAAAUGUUUUUAGAUAUUGGCGGAGAAGCCGUUCACCUUCGAGAUGUAAAUACCCAGGAGGAGGUGGAGCAAUACACUCUCAAAAACAUCUACCGCUGUGACUCCAUUAAUAGUGAUAAACAUUUCCCCUCGAUGCUUUUAUUGGUGUGUCAAGUAACAGAUCAGACUAAGCCCGACAUCCUCUUCUUCAGCUGUGAAACUGUGAGGGCAGAGCAAGUCUGCGAGGACAUCACGCAUGCAGUUUCAUCCUCCUCCACUAGAGGCAGGAACACUCCCAACUCUGUGAGGGCUUCUCCGAGCGGAGAGAUGUUGGAUCCCCAAGACAUACCAACCCACCCGAUCGCCCACGCUCCAAACCCCCCACCGGUCAACCCGCCACCAUAUCCUGGACUCAGAGCAGCGAAUGGCGUAAACGGCGGCCCUGAUAUUUCUUUCCUGCGAGCGGAGAGAGAAGUGGGCAUCCUCAAUCACUGUUUUGAUGACAUUGAGGGUUUCAUGGGCAAGCUGCAGCAGACGGCGGAUGCUGCGCUGGUGCUAGCACAGAGGAAAAAGAAGAAGAAGAAAAGUAAAAAGCAAAGUGCUGAAGAUGAGGCGCUUGCUGCAAAGGCCCAACCUCCACCAGCCGAGGAAUUUGUCGAUAUCUUUCAGAAAUUCAAAUAUUGCUUCAGCCUCUUGGCUCGUCUAAAAUCAACCAUCGUCAAUCCUUCGUCAGAGGAGCUGGUGCACCAUGUGUUCAAACCUCUAGAUAUGAUGGUGAAAACAACCGGGGGGCCAGCUAUGGGAGCCUCGGUGUCCAGCCCUGCCAUGACCAACUCCGCCAUUUCCCUGCUGCAAGAAACUCUGAGUGAGGAGGAGAAGACGCUGUGGACGUCUCUGGGCCCCAAUUGGACGCAGCCGCGCUCUCAGCUCCGAGGACCUGUUGCUCCAUACGCCCCUGUGUUCUUGGAUGGGUGGAAGCCCGAAGCUGUGAGGGCGGACGGGCAGGUUUGGGAGGAUCCGGUUGAGUCACAACACAAGCAUGAGGCUCUCCUCGCAAAACAAGAGCAGCCGCCUCAGUCCAAGCGUGCUUCAGAAAGACACAACUACGACGACAUGGUUGCUCUUCCUCCGGACGCAGAGAGACUCUACAGCUGCAGUUAUGACUUCAUAGCCAGGAACAACAGUGAGCUUUCAGUGCAACAAGGAGAGACUCUUGAGGUGAUCGAAUCAUCCAAACGUUGGUGGAAAUGUCGCAACCGAUACAACCAGAUCGGAUUUGUCCCUUUUAACAUCCUAGAACCAGUGUCCCACAUAGAAAACCCCACCAACGGACCCCCCCCUGCUCCAGCUCUACCUCCUGCUACUGCCCCACCCAAAACUCUCCUCGGAGUCCAACCCAGCCCUCCUGCCCUGCCCAGGACGGCCUCCUCCUCCCCUCAGCGCCCUCGCGCCCUACCCUCCUACAGUCAAGCCGUGCAAGCAGGAGAUGAAACAGACAAAGUCAUGCUGGUGAACGACGAGCUGCUGCAGAGGCUGACCAACGGAAAAGCCAACCUGAACAAACCGCUGGUCAUCCCUCGUUCCUCAGAGACCACCGUUCCUCUGGAUUAUCAUUCCCCUUCAGAGGAAGUUGCCGAGUGGCUCAGAGGGAAGGGCUUCAGUGAGCCAACGGUGAAAUGUCUGGGCGUGCUGACAGGAGCUCAACUGUUCUCCCUCAACAAAGACGAGCUGCGGUCGGUCAUUCCAGAAGAGGGCACCAGAGUGUACAGCCAGCUCACCGUGCAGAAAGCACUGCUAGAGGAUGCAAGAAGGGCGACUGAGUUGGAAGCCGUAAUGGAGAAACAAAAAAUGAAGGUUGAUCUGAAGUUGGAGAGCAGCACUUUGUGAGCUGCAGAACAUCCACACCGCGGUUUUCUGACGCCGCCGCGUCAGUGGACUGUAGAUUUAUUCACUGUAUUUAUCACAGCUCAA